UUCCGUGCGGGGCGGAAGUGGGCGGUGCGGGCCCGUUCGGAGCCGCGCUGCGGGCGCGACCUGGUCGAGCUGGAGGCCGCGGGGGAUCGGAGUUCGGGCGGUCCCCGAGGUCUAGGGGAGCGGGCUUCAGGGGUGUCCGCGGCGGCGCCGGGGGAACGGAGUGGCGAUGGUGCUCCGAGCCAGGCGGCGGCUGGGGCCUCGGCCAUGUUUGCGGGGCUGCAGGACCUGGGUGUGGCCAACGGCGAGGACCUGAAGGAGACCCUGACCAAUUGCACCGAGCCGCUCAAAGCCAUCGAGCAAUUCCAGACGGAGAAUGGUGUGCUGCUGCCUUCCCUGCAGUCGGCCCUGCCCUUCUUGGACCUGCAUGGGACCCCACGGCUGGAGUUCCACCAGUCGGUGUUCGAUGAGCUGCGGGACAAGCUGCUGGAACGAGUGUCAGCCAUCGCUUCAGAGGGGAAGGCUGAGGAGAGGUACAAGAAGCUGGAAGACUUGCUGGAGAAGAGUUUUUCCCUGGUCAAGAUGCCCUCCCUGCAGCCAGUGGUGAUGUGUGUCAUGAAACACCUGCCAAAGGUUCCUGAGAAGAAGCUGAAGUUGGUGAUGGCUGACAAGGAGCUGUACCGCGCCUGUGCGGUGGAGGUGAAGCGGCAGAUCUGGCAGGACAACCAGGCACUCUUUGGAGAUGAGGUUUCCCCACUACUGAAGCAGUACAUACUGGAGAAGGAGAAUGCACUCUUCAGCACUGAACUCUCUGUCCUGCACAACUUCUUCAGUCCUUCCCCCAAGACCAGGCGCCAGGGUGAGGUGGUGCAGAAGCUGACACAGAUGGUCGGGAAGAAUGUGAAGCUGUAUGACAUGGUGCUGCAGUUCCUGCGCACGCUUUUCCUGCGCACCAGGAAUGUGCACUACUGUACAUUGCGGGCUGAGCUGCUCAUGUCCCUGCACGACCUUGACGUGGGCGACAUCUGCACUGUGGACCCCUGCCACAAGUUCACGUGGUGCCUGGAUGCCUGCAUUCGAGAGCGGUUUGUGGACAGCAAGAGAGCCCGGGAGCUGCAGGGAUUUCUUGAUGGUGUGAAGAAAGGGCAGGAGCAGGUCCUGGGAGACCUGUCUAUGAUCCUUUGUGACCCCUUCGCCAUUAACACGCUGUCACUGAGCACUAUCAGGCACCUGCAGGAGCUGGUCAGCCAGGAGAUGCUGCCCAGAGACAGCCCCGACCUCCUGCUGCUGCUCAGGCUGCUGGCGCUGGGCCAGGGUGCAUGGGACCUGAUAGACAGCCAGGUCUUCAAGGAGCCAAAGAUGGAGGUGGAGCUCAUCACCAAGUUCCUGCCGAUGCUCAUGUCCUUCGUGGUGGAUGACUACACGUUCAGUGUGGACCAGAAGCUUCCGGCAGAGGAGAAAGCGCCAAUCACGUACCCCAACACGCUUCCUGAAAGCUUUACCAAGUUCCUGCAGGAGCAGCGCAUGGCCUGUGAGGUAGGGCUGUAUUACGUCCUGCACAUCACCAAGCAGAGAAACAAGAAUGCAUUGCUGCGUCUGCUGCCCGGGCUGGUGGAGACCUUCGGUGACCUGGCCUUCAGUGAUAUCUUUCUCCACCUGCUCACCGGGAGCCUGGCUCUGCUGGCUGACGAGUUUGCCCUGGAAGAUUUCUGCAGCAGCCUCUUUGAAGGCUUCUUCCUUACUGCCUCACCCAGGAAGGAGAACGUGCACCGGCAUGUGCUGCGACUUCUGCUCCACCUGCAUGCCAGGGUGGCCCCAUCCAAGCUGGAGGCCCUGCAGAAGGCCCUGGAGCCCACAGGCCAGAGUGGAGAGGCUGUGAAGGAGCUCUACUCCCAGCUUGGAGAGAAGCUGGAACAGCUGGACCAUCGGAAGCCCAGCCCUGCACAGGCUGCUGAGACACCCACGCUGGAGCUGCCCCUGCCCAGCAUGCCUGCCCCAGCUGGGUUGUAGGCCUCGGGCUCUGUGGGAUCUGCAGGUUAGGGACCAGGCCCCAGUCAGCCAGGAAGGAAGCUUCUGGCCCAGUGAGCAGGGCCAGCCAAGGGCUAGACCCCGUGGGCAAGCGCCCCCUCCUCUGCUGCCCUCUACCCACCCAGAGCUGGUCCUGGCUUUUGCUGCCUACCAGGGCACCUGUUUGCCAACCCAGGACCGGGUACUUUGUUAUAGGCUCUGAGUUUCCAGCCUUCACAGAGGUGGGUGAUGAGGAGUUAGGCAGCAGGGAGAGCAGGGCUCAGCUGACUCCACUGUGGCACAGGCCCAAGGGUGGCGCUGUCCUGGCCAGAGCAGGGGUUGCUAGCUGUAGGGUCUGAAGAUCUACAGGCCCAUGUGCACUGUCCCCAUACCUGUGGCCCUGCAGGCAGCACCCCUUCCUCCACAGUGCCCACCUCAGUUUCCUCAUGACAGCUGCUUGCUGCAGUUUGACCCUGGGCAGGGGCAGUGCAUGCUGGGAGGCCUCCACAUAUGUAAAUAAAGACAUUUUGGUAAA
Messenger RNA from Cavia porcellus (domestic guinea pig), 2479 nucleotides. It is a transcript of the gene Nelfb, whose product is annotated as negative elongation factor complex member B. Gene Ontology annotation, biological process: negative regulation of transcription elongation by RNA polymerase II. The transcript is spliced from 13 exons. NCBI's taxonomy places the organism in Eukaryota, Metazoa, Chordata, Mammalia, Rodentia, Caviidae. Gene Ontology annotation, cellular component: nucleus; NELF complex. The annotation marks the transcript as partial. The record is from RefSeq and is a predicted model, not a curated record.